Molecule: messenger RNA, 2367 nt
Organism: Magnusiomyces paraingens
Lineage: Eukaryota; Fungi; Ascomycota; Dipodascomycetes; Dipodascales; Dipodascaceae
Exons: 1
Coding region: 1-2367 (788 amino acids)
Source: RefSeq, a predicted model, not a curated record
AUGUCGGGCUCCCAAGGCACCGCUGAACAGCCGGGCCUUUCGCUCGAACUCCCGGUACUUAACUCCGAUCAAAUUUCCCACGAAAGCCCCAGAAAGCGCGGCGACCCAAGCGAUGACGAUAUUGCAUACUACGGUAAUACUGAUGACGACAAUGAUCGUAGCAGAAGUUCCAGCUCCAGCAGCGGCGGCGGUGGCGAUAGCAGCCCGGAACAUGGCCCGAACUUUAGCACUAACAACAACAGCAAACUACGGCCCAAGACGGCUCCGGCAGAUGUUAUUCUAUCUCGCGAUUCUACUCCACCAGAUCACAUUUAUGUGGCUAAACGACGACCAAGACGACAUUCAAACAAUGUAAAUGCUCCACCAAUCCGCAUCAAGGUUGGACGUAACUGCGAAAACCCAGCAGCUAGAAUUGUAUUCAAAAAACUGCUACCAGUUGGACCAGCUCCAGGUGCCAAUAUUGGCUUCACAACGACUAUCAUUAAUACCUUUGGCGAUAAUACAAUCCUAUCUCCAGAUAAUAAUAACCCCCCACGGCCACAUGCCUUGGAUAUUACUGAAACGCGCGUGUUCAGCAAUGAAGACCCGGCACCAGGUACGAUAACUACAACCACGGGCAGCGCCCCAGCAGCUGGUCAGAACUUCCUACCAUCUCUUAAAACAUCACUUUCUACGCCCUCACCUUCUCCAUCACCUAAUUGCAAAAAACGUGCAUCUACUAGCUUAUGUAUCUUUGAUGAACCGAGCGGGUACCAGAUGUUUGAGCGGUCUCAAUCACCGUCACCAACUCCUGCACAGCGCGCUAAAACAGCCACGGGAGCAACUUCAACCUCUUGGGUGCCCCCACCGUCAAACUGUUCGCCGCCAGUGUUGCAGACAGCACUUCGUAAUGACACUGCGCUGCUCUUCAAUUCUCAUAUUCCCAACAUCGAGCUGGUCUCGAAUAACAAUAGGAUAACAGAAAAUAAACCGAUACAACGACCAUCUACAUCACCUCUUCAGGCACCUCCUAUGCACGUAUCAGCGUCGGAAGGGUCGCCAUUAUCUCGUAAUGCUCACUUGACAUCGCCAACAGGAGCCCUAGGCCGUCGCUCACCAGGGAUUGCUUCCUUACGGAGAAACCCUAAACCCUACCGUGGUCGGCGACACACUGUGGGAGUGGCUGCUGCCUCCGAUGACAAUGAUAUGGGAGGUACACGCAUGAUAGAGCCAGGUCUGUCACGGUCACGGCCGCCCACGUUGUUUGAGUCGCCUGUCCCAGACCUGGCGCCUCCUCAAGACACAAUGCUUCCGGAAGAUCCUGGGAGUUUGGAUCAACUACCGCUGUCGCCGCAAUCGCCGAGCAGGACUCCAAGCAAACGCAAAAGACAGGAGGAAGAAAAUGAUGAAGAUGUGGAUAUGGAUAUAGAAUCUCCCAAGCGCCCUGUAUUGGUGUGUUCUAACAAAAUUCUAAAUGAAACAGCUGAUCGACUGGAACGAACCCUGUCGUUUGCCAACUUUGAAAAAGACACUACCGCUUCGGGUAAUCAAACGCAUUCUGUGCCUGCACACAACGAAGAGAGCCAUCCACCUAAACGGAUUAAAACGAUGAUGAUGGGUGGGGCUUUGGCUAGAAAAAGUAACAGCACAAGCAGUGCAAUCACAACAAGUAAUAAUUAUCGCAAUUCUCAAAAACUCAUCAACGUCCCCCGGCUGGCUAGCAUUCCAUUACUGCUACCGCUGCAGCUACCACCACCAUCUUCUCCACCAACACCUGUGGUACUUCAACCGCAAACGCCGCAGGGCAUUGUGCUCAAACCGUGGCAGCACAAUGCAAUUUUUGGACAUUCUAGUGGGAGCGGUGGAAGUAGUGGUGGUGCAGGACCUACUAGUACUAGUACGGAUUUAUACACACCGUCACUGCCACAUUUGUCUCAGUUUCUAGUUCCAAGGCACAUGUCAUCGCCGUUAGGCAAGCCUCCAACAGAUGUUUCUGUGUCGCUUAAUGGAUCAUCGCCAUUGUCUUCAAACCAAACAUCUGAAGGACGAACACAACAACAACCAAAGGAGCAACAAGAAGAUUCUGAUCAAAUUAUGACACCACCUGUUGGGCCAUACAUGACACCGCAACAGCAACAACCCCCGUUUAAACAAUUUUUGACACCGCCGGUAAUUCAGGGUUCUCCUGAUUUAGAAGCCCUGGUUGUUGCAACGGCUGCUUCACUUAAGGCCAUAUCAGAUACGCCUCUGGAGAAACAUCUACUGGACAGUUCAAUUGAGCAAGAUCAACCAACCAAUGUCCCGGCCAAGAAUAAGAAUCCCAAGUACCGAGUGGGGUUGUCAAAAUAUGCGCCAGUGGACUCUUUACACGGAUACCUUAGGAAAUGA